ACUCCAGAUGGUCGCAUUUAUAGACGAAACCGACGACAUCUUCUGAGGACGAACGAAGAUCACGAUGACUCGGUCAAUGAGGAUUUAGAAGAAGAAACUGAUGAUUUAGAAGAAGAAACUCCGCACACAGAAAACCUGCCGAAUGAUGAAGAGAAACGUAUAGAUGCGGAAGGAAACCAGAUUACGAGAUACGGACGGGUAGUACGUAAGCCGCAGCGUUAUGGACUGAGCUCGAAUUAA
Molecule: messenger RNA, 240 nt
Organism: Paramuricea clavata
Lineage: Eukaryota; Metazoa; Cnidaria; Anthozoa; Malacalcyonacea; Plexauridae
Source: the annotation of a GenBank genome assembly